AUGACUGGCUCUGAGCAUCUCAACGUCUUCAAGGGACCCAACUCAGUCCGUGACUAUUUCGACCCCGAGCUCUCACCUCCUCUUCCUCUCGUCGAGAUCCCUGACUGUCUCAACCCCUACCGUGAUGAUGGCGUGCGCAUCUAUGCCAAGAUGAUGUCUAUGCAUCCGGCCACCAACGUCAAGGUGAUGCCAGCUAUGAACUUGCUUGAGAAAGGUGUCGAGCCCGGCAAGACAAAGACCAUCGUGGAGAGCAGCUCAGGCUCAACCGUCAUCUCCAUGGCCAUGGUUGCCCGAGCCUUCCACGGCAUCAACGAUGUCCAUGCCUACCUCAGCAACAAGACAAGUGAGACGAAGCUGCGUAUGAUGCAGUUCUUUGGUCUCAAUGUCACCCUCUUUGGCGGUCCUGCUCAGCCAACUCCCAUCGAUGAGCGAGGUGGUAUCCGGGCUGCUGCUCGUAAGGAUGCCGAGUCAGAGUCAGUGUGCAGCCCAAACCAAUAUGUCAACGACGACAACUGGAAGGCCCAUGUGCGAUGGACUGGCCCUCAGAUCCACCGUCAGCUUCCAGAGAUCAACGUGAUUGUGGCAUCCAUGGGAACUGCUGGAACCAUGACUGGCCUUGGCACCUAUUUCAAGCAGGCGAAGCCUUCCGUGUACAGAAUUGCUGUCUGCACGAAUGCUGGAGAGCGAGUGCCUGGCCCAAGAGAGUACUCCCUGAUGGGUGAGGUCGAGUUCCCGUACCUUGCUGCCCAUGAUGCGCUUGAGGAAGUUGGCGCCACAGACUCCUACUCCUUGUCCCUGGAUCUCACCCGACAGGGAAUUGUUUGUGGUCCAUCAUCAGGCUUCACCUUGAAGGGCCUGUUUCAGAGGAUCGAGAAGUUCAAGCAGGAAGGAAGGUUGUCGCAGCUGGCGGGCCCAGAUGGAGAAAUCCACUGCGUCUUCAUGUGCUCUGACCUUCCUUUCCAGUACUUGAGCGAGUACUUUGAGAAGCUUGGUCCCGAGAAGUUCAGCCCCAUCCGCAACCAGCGCCUGAGAAAUAUUGACCUCUACCGAUACGACGAUGCCUGGGAGCUCAACGCUCUAGCCGCCUUGUCCAGCUACUUCACUAUUCACCCUCUGGGUACUCACGACACUGUCCUCUCAUUGGCUGCCCAGAUCGACAAGGCCCUCACCCCAUUGGCCAACACACAAAUUCUCGACUUCCGACGCUCCUCCGAUUAUGACGCCUUCCACCUACCCAACUCUGUCAACAUCCCCCUCGAGACAUUGCGAGAUGGUCCAUCUUGCGGUAGUCCAUUUGCCAAUCCUGCAGAUGACUGUGCCAUGCUCGAGGAGUUGUGGCUUGAGCUUGAGGCUCUGUUCACCGUCAAGGACAAGAGUGGCAGCCGUAACGCCAGCGCCGAGGCUUUGAUGGCCAUCCUCCGUGGCAAGAAGGUGCUGACUCUGUGCUAUGAUGGUGAUAGUGCCAGAGUCGCCAACAGUGUCCUUCGGGCCAAGGGCGUUGAGGCGGAGAGUAUCCGCGGCGGAUACGGUGCCCUUGCUGAGCUGCAUAUGCCCUGCAAUGACACAUGCAAGGUCGCUCCUCUGCCGAUGUCGGUCGAGGUUUAA
Molecule: messenger RNA, 1605 nt
Organism: Fusarium keratoplasticum
Lineage: Eukaryota; Fungi; Ascomycota; Sordariomycetes; Hypocreales; Nectriaceae
Product: Rhodanese domain-containing protein
Exons: 7
Coding region: 1-1605 (534 amino acids)
Cellular component (GO): cytoplasm
Molecular function (GO): cystathionine beta-synthase activity; cysteine synthase activity
Source: RefSeq, a predicted model, not a curated record